Molecule: messenger RNA, 1455 nt
Organism: Eimeria necatrix
Lineage: Eukaryota; Apicomplexa; Conoidasida; Eucoccidiorida; Eimeriidae
Exons: 9
Coding region: 1-1455 (484 amino acids)
Biological process (GO): vacuole fusion, non-autophagic; intracellular protein transport; endosomal transport
Cellular component (GO): cytoplasm; endosome; lysosomal membrane
Molecular function (GO): actin binding
Source: RefSeq, a predicted model, not a curated record
AUGCUUUUGGCGCCACCCCAGCAGCAGCAGCAACAGCAGCAGCAGCAACAGCAGCAACAGCAGCAGCAGCAACAGCAGCAACAGCAGCAGCUGCGACUCAGCACCCGCCUGGCAGCGGCAGCACAAAGCGGGCCUUCCACGAUCUGCAACUGCGUCCGCGAGGCCCCGCUGGACAUGCCCCUCACAGUUGCGCAGCUGCGGAAUUUAACUCUUUCGAAACUUGUGCAAAGAAUAUCCAACCGGCAGCAGCACCUGCUGGCGUACCGCAUCUGCGACUACUCGGGACUUUCUUCUCGAUCUGUUUUUGUUUCUUGGGCUCUUCAAAAGAUCCUUUUGAACUCUUCUUUGACAGAUGAGGCUUUAGCUGCUGCAGUCUGCAGCAGAAUGCAUGCAGCAGCAGCAGCAACGCCCGCAGCAGCAGCAGCAGCAGCAGCAGCAGCAGCAGCGGCGGCGGCGGCGGCGGCGGCGGGCGCAAAGGGCGCAGACACAGCUGCGGGGCCCCACACGCAGCAGCAGCAGCAGCAGCAGCAGCAGCUGCUGCUGCUGCAGCAGCAGCUGCUGCAGCAGCCGCUGCCCUUCGCCCAGCUGGCCCUUUGUGCUGCUCAGGCGGGGCGGCCUGUGCUGGCCACUCGUCUUGCUGCCUUCGAGGAAGAACCCAAAGCGCAAGUGACUUUGCUGCUGAAGCUGGCUAAGGUCCCUUUGGCUACAAAGAAAGCAGCAGAAACAGCAGACUCGGAUUUGCUGCUGCUGUGCAUUGCUGCUGCUCUUGCUGCAGAUGCAGACACCGUAGAUGGGCGGGUGGACAUGAGUCAGUUGGUGGAAGCUCUUAAGGAUAAACCCGCAGCACAAAGUGCUUUUGAGAUUUACUGCAAACAAACGGGGCAGCUGCAGCUACUGGAGCAGUACUACGAGCGGGUGGCUGCAGCGGAGGAGGCGGGUUUGUGCUGCUUGUGUCUGUCUGAAGCAGCAGCAGCAGCAGCAGCAGCAGCAGCAACAGCAGCAGCAGCAGCAGCAAGCUGGGAGCAGCAGCGCGGCUGGCUAGCUUACUCGGGGGGCUUUUUCGCAGCAGCAAAAGAGACUGACGUUUUUGCUGCUGUGGCGCAUGCAGAAGCCCUUGGGGCUUUGGAACUCCUGGCCAUCCAGAGAGACUUGGAGGUGAAGGCCAACACAAGUGGGUGGUUAGGGCCCCCCCACAACUUCAUGGGUUUGUCUUUGAUGCAAACAAUUCGCCAACUCAUUCUCAAGAUGGAACUGGCCGAGGCGGACCAUUUGAAGAAAAUCUUCAAAGUCAGCGACAGCCGGUACUGGAGGUGCAAGAUCGACGCGCUUGCGGACGCACUCAACUUUGACGAGCUCCAGGCCUUCGCGCGUUUUCGAACAUCUCCAAUUGGCUACGAGCCUUUUGUGGAGGCCUGUUUAAGGAAAGGAAACAAAGAACUAGCCCGUAAACCCUAA